GUGCGGUCGGUCGUUUCAUCUGGCUUUUUCCGGCUGCCAGGAUACACGCAGGGCGAUGUCGGUUAAAUCCAGCUACGCAGUAACUCCAUAACAAUUUAACUUUGAUUCGAAUACUCGUAUUACGAAUCUCUUCGUUAAUGGGUAGGGAGAAAGAGGUGGACAUCAUACCACGUUUAUAUAUAACCGUAACGUUUUCUAGAACGUCAACUUUGGCGUCCUAUCUGAACAAGAGAUGUGCUUUGGAUGUAUUCCAAAAUAUACAUCAUACGUGUGGAAAGUUUGUAUAUAAUAAAUUUACCAUUCAAGUGAAGUGAAUCGUGUGUGACGGUGUUUCGCUUAUAAGAAAAAAUUCAAUUAAACCGUCCUGAGGAUGACCCGGAAUUAGGGUCGAAACGUUCAUGCAAACUAUAUUGUUGUUUUGAUGACCUACAUAUCGAAGAUCCUUCUUAUAUAAACUUAUCAGAAUGCGGCUGCUCAUCGCAUUUUGCAUCCUGGGACUCAGCUGGCUCACUGUAGUUAAAACUGAACCUGAUAAAAUAGUCUGCUACUUUGGAAGUUGGGCGGUUUACCGUCCUGGAAAUGGAAAAAUCGAGAUAUCGAACCUGGACCCGAGCCUCUGCACCCACAUGAUUUACACGUUCGUUGGAAUCACAGAAGCGGGCGAAGUCAAGGUGUUGGAUCCGUGGGCCGACUUACCCGACAACGGGGGCAAAGCUGGCUUCCAGAAAUUCAACGCCCUGCGGGAGCGGCAUCAAGGAAUGAAAACUCUCGUGGCAAUCGGGGGUUGGAACGAAGGCUCUGAGAAGUAUUCCAGAGUCGCUGGGAAGCCGGCUCUAAGGUCACAUUUUGCUGACAACGCGGUAAAUUUUGUACUCAAAUACGGAUUCGACGGCCUCGACAUCGACUGGGAAUAUCCAAAUCAGCGAGGUGGCACCCCGGCGGACGUCAGAAACUUUGUUCUCCUCUUGAAGGAACUUCGGGCUCGGUUUGACGAGCACCAUCUUAUCUUGACCGCGGCUGUUGCCGCAGCCAAAAUCUCUGCCGGCUUAUCAUACGACAUUCCGACAAUCUCGAAGUACCUUCACUUCAUCAACAUCAUGACCUACGACUUUCAUGGUUCCUGGGAUCCCGUCACUGGUCACAAUGCUCCUCUCUAUCCAGCAACGCGAGAGACGACAGCAACUGCUCGAGGUCUUAACGUCAAUGCAUCGGUGCAUUACUGGCUCAGCCAGGGCGCACCAGCCGAAAAACUUGUCCUGGGAACAGCUCUUUACGGGAGGACCUUCACUCUUUCGAAUUUCGCCAAAAACGUGCCUGGAUCUGAGGCUUCUGGGCCUGGCACAGCAGGUCCGUAUACCAGGCAACGCGGAAUGCUGGGAUACAACGAGAUCUGCGAACAAGAGGUAAAGCCCACGUGGACUACAGCUUGGGACGAGCAGCAGCGGGUGCCUUAUGCCCACAACGGCAAUCAGUGGGUCAGCUACGACAACGUUAAGAGUAUCACGGAAAAGGCAAAAUACGCCAAAAAGAUGAGGCUCGGAGGCGCCAUGGUUUGGAGCAUUGAAACCGACGAUUUUCGGGGCAUCUGCGGAGACAAGUAUCCUCUUCUCAACGCUCUGAACCACGUGCUUCGAGUUUGAUCUCCCGUGCCAAGAAUACCAGCGAUUCUAAUUUAAAGUACUAACUUUAUGUACAGGCUCUGAAUAAAUUAAGUCCGAGUCUCGAUUA
Neodiprion fabricii is the source of this 1728-nucleotide messenger RNA. Its product is annotated as probable chitinase 2. The transcript is spliced from 6 exons. Gene Ontology annotation, molecular function: chitinase activity; chitin binding. NCBI's taxonomy places the organism in Eukaryota, Metazoa, Arthropoda, Insecta, Hymenoptera, Diprionidae. The coding region runs from base 465 to 1640 and encodes 391 amino acids. The record is from RefSeq and is a predicted model, not a curated record. Gene Ontology annotation, biological process: carbohydrate metabolic process; chitin catabolic process. Gene Ontology annotation, cellular component: extracellular region.